Molecule: messenger RNA, 6310 nt
Organism: Ctenopharyngodon idella (grass carp)
Lineage: Eukaryota; Metazoa; Chordata; Actinopteri; Cypriniformes; Xenocyprididae
Product: A disintegrin and metalloproteinase with thrombospondin motifs 2
Exons: 23
Coding region: 219-4790 (1523 amino acids)
Biological process (GO): extracellular matrix organization; proteolysis
Cellular component (GO): extracellular matrix
Molecular function (GO): metalloendopeptidase activity
Source: RefSeq, a predicted model, not a curated record
GAAACCUAGUAAGAGUCGGCGAGGAGGAAGAGGGUGUGUGUGUAUGAGAGAGAGAGAGAGAGAGAGAGAGAGAGAGAGAGGCACGCGCUCUCUCCUAGUGCACUUUGCAGUAAGUUGCGGGUGGCUGUUGCUGGCGUGGCGGUUGCUGGUCGCGCAGGGAACUUUAACACGCUGGAUCCCAAAGUCCGUCUCCCUCACCUGCGCAGUUCGGAGCUGCCAUGGAUUUCUCGGCCGGAUUUACUAUCCUAAUCACACUGCCGAUCUUUCUGCAGACGAACGGCCUUUAUAUCUCCAGUAGCAUAGAUUCCCUGCAGCAUGUUCUGGGGGACUAUGGACUGGUGAAACCCGUUCUUACUGAUGCAGAAGGCCGCUUCCUGUCCCAUGCGGUAUCGGUUGGUCCAGCAGGUGGGCAGUUCCGUAGGCGCUGGAGAAGAGAGGCGGCAUCAGCCGACCACGCCCACCAUGAGUUCAAAGGAGACACGCUCGAGCAGCUCUACUACAACGUCACCGUCUUCGGCCGGGAGUUUCACCUGCGUCUGCGCCGCAACACACGCCUGGUGGCUCCCGGAGCCAAGAUGGAGUGGCAGGAAUCCGGCGGCAUGCACUCCGAGCCUUUGAAGAGUGACUGCAUGUAUGUGGGUGACAUUACGGACAUACAGGGAGCAUCAGUAGCUAUUAGUAACUGCGACGGCCUGGCAGGAAUGAUCAGAACUGAGCAGGAGGAGUUUUUCAUUGAGCCAGUGGAAACGGGACAUCAUGUGAUGGAGCAGGAGGAAGAGGACGGUGGCCGUACUCACAUUGUGUACCGUUCCGCCGCUGUGAAGAAGCCUCCUGUUAGUUCACUAGCUGCAGACUUUCACUCAAAAGGUGCUGAUCUGGGCGGUCUGUUGGAUCUUGAGACUCUGUAUCAGGGCGUGGAACGCAGUAUUAACCAGAGCCGACGAGCCCGCAGACAGUCCCCUGAACGAGCCUACAACAUUGAGGUUUUGCUGGGGGUGGACGACUCCGUGGUGCAGUUUCAUGGACAGCAACAUGUGGAGAAGUACCUCCUCACUCUUAUGAACAUCGUUAACGAGAUCUAUCAUGACCAUUCUCUUGGGGCACGAAUAAACGUGGUGCUAGUUCGGAUUGUUUUGGUGGAUGCCAAAAAGUCCACGAGUCUCAUUGAGCUGGGCAACCCUUCUCAGAGUCUGGAGAAUGUGUGUCGAUGGGCUUUCGAACAGCAGAGGAAGGACACUAAUGAUAAAGAAUACCACGAUCACGCCAUCUUUCUCACUCGUCAAGAGUUUGGACCCACGGGGAUGCAGGGUUACGCUCCUGUCACAGGCAUGUGUCAUCCCGUACGGAGCUGCACUCUCAAUCAUGAGGAUGGUUUCUCGUCUGCUUUUGUGGUGGCGCAUGAAACCGGCCAUGUGUUGGGAAUGGAGCAUGAUGGGCAGGGGAACCGUUGUGGAGAUGAGGUGCAGAUGGGGAGCAUCAUGGCCCCACUGGUGCAGGCUGCUUUCCACCGGUUCCACUGGUCCCGCUGCAGUCAACAGGAACUAGGCCGCUACCUGCAUUCAUAUGAUUGUCUCCGUGAUGACCCGUUCGAGCACACGUGGGAGGAGCUUCCACAGCUGCCUGGGCUGGAUUACUCUAUGAACCAACAGUGUCGCUUUGAUUUUGGGGCCGGAUAUAUGAUGUGCACAGCGCUGCAAAAGGUGGGGCCAUCAGGAGCCCAGUAUCGCUCAUUUGACCCCUGUAAGCAGCUUUGGUGUGCUCACCCAGACAACCCCUUCUUCUGUAAGACCAAAAAAGGACCACCCAUUGAUGGUACCACAUGCGGAGAUGGGAAGCACUGUUUUAAAGGCCACUGUGUGUGGCUGACUCCAGACAUCAUAAAACAGGAUGGAGGCUGGGGGAUGUGGAGUGAGUUUGGCUCCUGCUCUCGCCCCUGUGGAAGGGGACUACAGUUUCGCACCCGAGCUUGUGACAGUCCACGUCCAGCUAACGGUGGACGUUCUUGCUCGGGCCCAAGCUAUCAGUUCCAGAUGUGUAAUACACAUGAGUGUAAGGACCCGUACCAUGACUACAGAGCCGAGCAAUGUAGCAUGAUGGACAACAAGUUUGAGUACCAGAAUACCUGGCACCACUGGCUGCCUUAUGAACACCCUGACCCUAAGCAACGCUGCAAAUUGUACUGUCAAUCCAAAGAGACGCGAGCUGUAGUCAACAUGCAGACUCUGGUGGAAACUGGAACACGCUGCUCCUACAAAGAUCCCUACAGUGUGUGUGUGUACGGAGACUGUGAGAAAGUGGGCUGUGAUAAUGUAGUUGGAUCAGCUCUUCAGGAAGACAAGUGUGGCGUCUGUGGGGGAGACGGAACCAAGUGCAAGACUCACAAGUUUAACUUCACCUUUGUAGAGAAGAAAGGUGUCAUUAAGGUGCUUGAAGUUCCCAGAGGGGCGAGACAUCUCUUCAUCCAGGAACUUAAUGGGACUACUCACAUUUUAGCUAUCAGGAAUAAAGCGUCGGGUGAUUUCUUUCUCAACGCACAUGGAGACUACCCAGAGACGCGCUCAGUUAUCGAAAAAGGACUGGAAUGGGAGUAUGAGAAUAAAAACAAUAAGGACACCAUUCAAACCAAUGGCCCCCUGAAAAACGAUGUGGUUGUCAUGAUCCGAAUGCAUGGAUCGGCCAAAGUGAAAGUGUCGAUCAAAUACAUCACUGAUAAUGACAGACCAAGUGACAGUGCCAAUGAGAAUAACAUGGUUCCUGAUAAUGCUGUGCCAUACUCCUGGGUGGUGAAGAGAUGGGCACCUUGCUCCAAGACCUGUGGAGGAGGCAUUCAGAUGACACGUUAUGGCUGCCGUAAGAACACAGAGAUGAGGAUGGUCCAUCGCAGGUUCUGUGAGAAAAUCAAGCAGCCUCCGCCCCUGUUUAGAGACUGUUACCUGAGAGAGUGUGCUCAGCCUAUCUGGGUGGCUGGAGAGUGGGGUGAAUGCAGUAAGUCUUGUGGGAAGACAGGCACUCAGACACGCUCCGUACGCUGCGUCCAACCUCUGGUCGACGACAAGUACAAAUCCAUCCGCAGUCGUUACUGCAGCGACGAGCGCCCAGAAUCUCGCAGAGACUGCAAUCGCAACCUGUGCCCUGCUGAGUGGAGGCUUGGCCCCUGGUCACAGUGCUCAGUGACGUGUGGUAAUGGCACGCAGGAGAGGCAGGUGCUUUGCCACACCCGUGACAACACCAUUGGACUCUGCUUGGACUCCAAACCAGCUGCAUUAAGACCCUGCAGAAUGGAUCCCUGCCCAAGGAGCACUUCCGACUUCAACAAGCACGGCAACUUCCUGAUACAGUGGUUGUCGCGUCACGACCCCAAAUCCCCCGUGCAGAGGAUGUCAAGACUGCGUUGUCAUGGUGACCGUUCUGCGUUCUGUCGCAUGGAGGCGCUGCAGCAGUAUUGUUCCCUUCCGGGCUUCCAGCGCAUGUGCUGCAAAUCCUGCAAGGUUGAUAAUUCCACAAAAAUCACUGUGAUCACAAGUAGGCCACCAUCCAAAUCAAAAAUAACCACUAAAGGACGAUCCACCAUAACUCACAGUCCCACACGCACAGAGUCCACCACACUGUGGCCCUCCACAGCAGCCUUUCUGCAAUCAACAGAAGGGAAAAGUGCCACUUCUGUGAGCACACCUUGGUUAUAUACGGCCUUAGCAACGUCAACUGAUCCUCACGGAUACACAACAAUGCCCAUUUUUCCGUAUACUACAACUCCUAUCUAUAAGCACGCUAGUCCAGAUUUCCUUCCAGAACAGAGCACAUCCUUUGCCAUUACUACAGCAACUAGGAACACAUCUGCACCUGGUAAUGACAUGGCAAACAGCACAGAAUUACCUGUUAGAACUGUAAUCCCCUUCAUUUUCACUGAUGUGAAUGAUGCCACUCUCAUUCCCAACACCACCGUCCAGUUUGAAAAGUUUGAUAGGAGUAGUGAUGCACCAAAUGUAGACAACGGUGUGGUAUUGCAGUCAACGACAGAGUAUGGUGUGAAUGAAAACGAAUUAUCAACAUCGGACACCAAAUUACCUGUUAGCACUGUUAUCCCCAUAAUUUUCAGUGAUGUGAAAGAUGCCACCCUCAUUUCCAGCACCACCGUCCAGUUUGAAAAGUUUGAUAUGAGUAGUCUUGCACCAGAUGUGGACAACGGUGUGGUAUUGCAGUCAGUGACAGAGUAUGGUGUGAAUGAAAACGAAUUAACAACCUCGGGCACCAAAUUACCUGUUAGCACUGUUAUCCCCAUAAUUUUCAGUGAUGUGAAAGAUACCACCCUCAUUUCCAGCACCACCGUCCAGUUUGAAAAGUUUGAUGGGAGUAGUGGUGCACCAGAUGUGGUACUGCAGUCAACGACAGAGUAUGGUGUAAAUGAAAACGAAUUAACAACCUCAGGCAAGAUGGUCCUCAGCAUCCCAGUGACAUCUAUAGCAGAGGUGCCAACUACCACAGAAGAACCUGCUCCAAUGGCAACGACCUCUAUAUCUACAACUUCCAGUACACCACAGUCAAGUACGACAGCAUCCAGCACAGAGAAGACAAGCAGACGGCCGAAUAAUUUGGAAGAGACAAGCGAGAGCAACGCUAUCGAUAUGCCUUAUCGAAUAAUCCCAUUGGACAUCGAGUUUCCUCCAAAUAACAUCAUCCCCAGGAAAGGGCGCGUGUUUCUGCGUGAGAAAACACGGAAUAAGCGCAUCCAGGAACUGCUUGAGGAGAAGCGAAACUUUUUGAGACGGAUGAAAAGAGCACAGGGGUUUUGAACCCUGUCCAGUUUCUCUUAUAGAGAUACAGCUGCCAAAUGCUACUUCUGAAUCCAGAUUUCAUCUUGGUGCUUGGGUCAAGAACUGGAAAAUGGCCAAAAUAUUUAAUGAACUGAUGCUUUUCCCUCUAUUAAUGACGUGGCAAACUGAUCUUUGUGGAACAAAACCACUAGCAUGUGUUUGCACAGUGUCUUUGAAACUCAACUAUGUCCCUUUAGGAGGUUUCACUGAAGGAUCUUCUAAUUCGAAGUGAUUUAUCAUCUUAAAGGAUUAGUUCAGCCAUAAAAUGAAAUUCUGUCAUCAUUUAUUCAACCUCAUGCCAUUCCAAAACUGUAUGGCUUUCUUCCUGAUGUAGAACAUUUUACAUAGUUUUCAAUACCAUAUAAUUGAAUGGUAAUGUGGAGCUAUCAAGCCCCAAAAUGACAAUAAAGCAUCAUACAAGUAAUAGUCUUCCGAAGCCAUUUGCUUUGUGCAAAAAACAAGUAAUUUUCAACAAACAAUAUCAUAAUAGAUCAUAAAACAUAAAUCCUUAAUAUUCACAUUUCAGGAUAUUCAAAUACGGUUCAUCAAAAAAAAAAAUUUAUGGUACUUUUACGGUUUUGUUUUGAAGCUUGACUGCUUCUGGUCCCCAUCCACUUUUAUUGAAUGGAAAAAAAAAACAGCAUGAAAAAGAAAAGGAAGUCAACAAGAGGGUGAGUGAAUGGUGAGAGAAAUUUCAUGUUUGGGUGAACUAAAAACCAUAGAAAAAGAGUUGAAUGAAUUAUCAUUUGCACAAAUGUGUUUUGCCCAAAUAUGCUAAAUGACAGAUACGGACAAUAGGCACAUACUGUAUUAUUGGUAAAUUACAGGAUAGAAAUGGUGUACUAUUUUAUUCAUUUGGCACCAGCCUGAAAUGUACAUGUUGGCUAUGGUAUGUUUCAGCUGUAGAUUUUAUCAUAAAAAUGUCUGAUCAUUUUACAGAGUGAAAAAUAUGGAACCCAUGGUGACAAUAUGGCAGUUCAGUAUAUUGUGAAUAUACUGGGAAAUAAAAUUGAGAGUCAAUAAGUGAAUCUGCAGGUACUUAAUGUACAGUAAAUGCUCUUUCAGUAUGUAAAAUGAAUAGCACUAAAUUACCCCAGAGAAGUGAAUCAGAGUUAAGUGUGUAUAGCCAGACAUGACAUGCAGUUAAGACAUUUCCAUUACUCAAUAUUCUAACCUAUAUCACCUAUAUGUUUUGACUUGCAUGUAUCUGUCAUGAGAAAAAUUACACAGUUGUUUUCACUGGUGAGUGAUUUGACAAGAACAAUUCAGGGAUGCACCAUACAGAUAUUAAUUUUAUGCUUGUGAAUUAUAUUUCCUUUCACCAGUAUGCAAGCUUAUGCUGAAACUUUAUUAAAUCAGGUCAAGAAUAUAUAUAUUUUUAUUUGUGAGAUAUUGAUGAUUAUGAGUGCUCUACAGCCUUACCCAAAGAUUUCUAAGACUCCAUAUGUAAAAAAGCAGAAGAAAAUGUCAAAAACAGAAAUAAAUUUUCUAUAUUGCAA